This is a messenger RNA of Diatraea saccharalis (sugarcane borer), 1170 nucleotides long. Lineage: Eukaryota; Metazoa; Arthropoda; Insecta; Lepidoptera; Crambidae. The record is from the annotation of a GenBank genome assembly.
UACUAAGUCGCUUGCCGCCUUUAUAUAAAGUUCAAAAUAGUAGAGAAAUCAAGAAUUUUCUAGCGCGGUUUCGGGAAAUUUUAAAAACUGAUUUGGACUUAUCAAAAUUAUCGAGAGUUGCGACUGACGGUGCUCCUUCGAUGAUUGGUGUUAAUUCCGGGCUUAGUUACUUUGCUGAAAAAACAUCUGCAAGCAAAAAACAGUCAUAAACGCUGAAGAUCUCAUGCAGUUUCACUGCAUUAUACACCAAGAUGCCCUCUGUUCUAAAAAAAAAAAUGAAUUUCAAAAUAUCAUGAAAGUGGUAGUUUUGACUGUAAAUUUUAAAAAAUCACGAGGGCUCAAUCACAGACAAUUCAAACAAUUCCUUGAUGAAAUCGAAAGCGAAUACGGAGAUUUACUGUAUUAUACAGAAGUAAGGUGGCUAAGUCGUGGAUUGACACUGGAACGAUUUCUAAAUUUAAUAGAAGAAAUUGGAACAUUUCUGGCGGAAAAGCAAAGGGAUGUCCCGGAACUUAAAAAUCCUGACUGGUUGUGUGAUUUGGCUUUUUUAGUUGACAUUACAAAUCAUUUGAAUGUCUUGAACACACGGCUUCAGGGCAGAAAUCAACUAAUAUCCCAGCUCUACGUUCAUGUAUCAUCUUUUCAAUGGAAGCUGACUCUUUUCAGAUCACAAUUGAAUUCUGGAAAUUACAAUCAUUUUCCGAAUUAUAAGAAAUGGCUGAAAAAUUCAACAAAACUGCGAUUAUUUUCAGUUAUGUAGAAAAGCAAAAUAUUUUGAUUCAAUCUUUUCAAGACAGAUUUUCGGAGUUUAAUAAAGUGAAACCUCUGUUAGACAUAUUCAGCAAUCCUUUCACGAUUUCAGUUGAAAAUGCGCCACAGUCAAUGCAGUUAGAGAUUAUCGACAUUCAAAACGACCAAGAUUUACGCAACAAAUUCAACGAAGGAGACUUGCUGAACUUUUACCGCUGCAUUGAUUAAAAUAUUUACGAAGAGUUGCGCAUAAACGCUCUGAAAUGUGCCAGCUUAUUUGGUUCUACCUAUAUAUGUGAACAAAUUUUUUCAAUUCUAAAUUAUAAUAAAACAAAAAAUCGAAACCGCCUUGCAAAUGAAAGUUUGGAAGCAGUUUUAUGUGUUGCUACAAGUAAAUUUGAGCCAAAUAUAAAAAAGAUU